AACGAACCAGCAUCUUCUUUGCGUGUCCAGAGCCUUCUACACACAGAGAUACACGCAGCUCUGUAAAAUUAAACGCCAAGAGUUCUUGAUCGUUUGUGGGUUUUCGUUAUUUGGGUGUUUGAUUGUUUGAUUUGGAGAGAGAAGAGAGAAGAUGUUUGGGAGAGCACCAAAGAAGAGUGAUAACACAAGGUACUAUGAGAUACUAGGGGUGUCAAAGAAUGCUAGUCAAGAUGAUUUGAAGAAGGCUUAUAGGAAAGCUGCCAUCAAGAAUCACCCUGAUAAAGGUGGUGAUCCUGAGAAGUUUAAAGAGCUGGCUCAGGCGUAUGAGGUUCUGAGUGAUCCUGAAAAGCGCGAAAUUUAUGAUCAGUAUGGGGAAGAGGCCCUAAAGGAAGGGAUGGGCGGUGGCGGUGCUGGCCAUAACCCUUUCGAUAUUUUUGAGUCUUUCUUCGGUGGGAAUCCUUUCGGUGGUGGUGGUAGCCGAGGAAGGAGGCAGAGACGGGGAGAGGAUGUGGUUCAUCCAUUGAAGGUGUCAUUGGAGGAUUUGUACCUUGGCACGUCAAAGAAGCUUUCCUUAACCCGGAAUGUGAUUUGUUCUAAGUGCAAUGGAAAAGGAUCGAAAUCUGGAGAGUCGAUGAAGUGUACUGGCUGCCAGGGAAGUGGCAUGAAAGUCUCAAUAAGGCAACUUGGCCCUUCAAUGAUUCAACAGAUGCAGCAUCCUUGCAAUGAAUGCAAGGGAACGGGUGAGACCAUUAGUGAUAAGGAUCGUUGCCCACAGUGCAAAGGGGAGAAGAUUGUGCCGGAGAAGAAGGUUUUGGAAGUUAUAGUGGAGAAGGGCAUGCAGAAUGGACAGAAAAUUACCUUCCCUGGUGAAGCUGAUGAAGCGCCGGAUACAGUCACUGGUGAUAUAGUCUUCGUCCUUCAGCAGAAGGAACAUCCAAAAUUCAAGAGAAAGGGGGAUGAUCUUUUUGUGGAACACACUCUGCCUCUCACUGAGGCCCUCUGUGGCUUCCAAUUUGUAUUGACACACCUUGAUGGCAGGCAGCUUCUUAUCAAAUCUAACCCUGGUGAAGCUGUCAAACCUGAUUCAUUCAAGGCAAUCAACGAUGAGGGUAUGCCGAUGUACCAAAGGCCAUUCAUGAAAGGGAAGUUGUAUAUCCACUUCACUGUGGAUUUCCCUGAUUCUCUGACUCCUGAUCAGGUUAAAGCAAUAGAGACUAUUCUGCCGAGGCCAUCAAGCCAGUUGACAGAUAUGGAGCUGGACGAGUGUGAGGAGACUACACUGCACGAUGUUAACAUUGAAGAGGAAAUGAGGAGGAAGCAGCAGGCUCGUGAGGAAGCUUAUGAUGAGGAUGAGGAAAUGCCUCAUGGCGGUCAGAGAGUCCAAUGCGCCCAGCAGUGAGGGAACUGAACUGAAUAGUGUAGGAAUGUGGAAACCAAAGGGCUUGCAGUAACUUUCUUUUGGAAUGGGCACGGAGGACAUUAUCUAUCCUUUUGAACUUGUGAAACAUCUAAUGAUUUCGAAAAAUGUUUCAGGAUCGGCCUUCCUUUUGGCACUAUAUGUUACUCUUGACAGUGAAAUUAAAAUGUCAAGUGUUUUGUCGUCUCGUA
Populus nigra (black poplar) is the source of this 1608-nucleotide messenger RNA. Its product is annotated as dnaJ protein homolog. The transcript has 6 exons. Gene Ontology annotation, molecular function: ATP binding; Hsp70 protein binding. Lineage: Eukaryota; Viridiplantae; Streptophyta; Magnoliopsida; Malpighiales; Salicaceae. The record is from RefSeq and is a predicted model, not a curated record. Gene Ontology annotation, biological process: protein refolding; response to heat. The coding region runs from base 152 to 1399 and encodes 415 amino acids. Gene Ontology annotation, cellular component: cytosol; cytoplasm.